This is a messenger RNA of Panicum virgatum (switchgrass), 696 nucleotides long. RefSeq lists its product as uncharacterized. Gene Ontology annotation, molecular function: protein binding. The record is from RefSeq and is a predicted model, not a curated record. The transcript is spliced from 2 exons. NCBI's taxonomy places the organism in Eukaryota, Viridiplantae, Streptophyta, Magnoliopsida, Poales, Poaceae. The coding region runs from base 1 to 696 and encodes 231 amino acids.
AUGGCUCUGCCGGCGUUGCUGAGGGAUCUCGUGGAAGAGAUCCUCCUCCGCAUCCCGCCGGACGAGCCGGCGCACCUCAUCCGCGCCGCCCUCGUCUGCAAGGACUGGUGUCGCAUCAUCUCCGACGGCGUGUUUCGCCGCCGCUACCGCCGGUUCCACCGAACGCCUCCCCUGCUGGGCUACCUCAACAAGGAUUACCAGACAGCCCCCAAAUUCGUCGCAACCACUAGUUUCUCGCCGCCGCCGCUGCCUGCCGGCAAAUGCUCCGAUCAGGUCCUUGACUGCCGCCACGGCCGCGUGCUGAUCGACACUGGCGGCGACCCGCCAGGCUUGACCGUCUGGGACCUCAUCGCCGGCACCGGGCAGCGCCUGAGCGUCCCCGCUUAUCACCCGCACCUGCGCCUGUGCAGUUUCACUGGGGCUGUGCUAUGCGCCCGCCAUGGCUGCGACCACCUCGACUGCCACGACGGUCCGUUCCUCGUGGUCUUUGUGGGGGGGUACGACGACGAUAUAGACGACGGCACGGACAAUGAAACGCACACAUCGGGCGUGUACUCGUCAGAGACGGGAGCAUGGAGCGCCCAAACCCCCAGUAUUUACGACGAUCUUGGGGCGUGCGGACCCUGCCUUCUCAUAGGAGACGCGCUCUACGUCACCCUUGAGUAUUGUUAUGAAAAGAUCCUCAAAUCUUGCUAA